UGGAGAUUGCGUUUGUGUUUCUUUGAGGAUCCACGAUCGAUUUUGAUAUGGAUGAUGGACAAAAGAAUAUGUAGGAGCAACUUUUCAGCCGCACGAGUUGUAUGCGUGUGGCGGGGACCAGGAGAGACGUUUUGGUGUGGUCAAUAUUGCUAGCUGAAAUGAUCAUAAAAGUGUCGUGGAGAUCAUCAUAUCCUAGAGUUCAUGUUUCGAGCUGAAAAUCUUCUAACUGUACUUUUAUUUGUUUCAUAGGCCUUGCCAGUGCUAGUAGUGGUACGUCCGCCGUCCAACUUUUUUCAGCGAGAAGAUAGAAAAAGAAUGAUGAACAACAUGAACGUGAACGGUGCGAAUAACAACUCCGGCAAUCCAGACUUUUGGACCCAGCAGCAGCCACAUUCACACGCUAGUAUGCAGCCAGUCGUGGGAAAUAACCCCUUCGCGACUUCGCAACAAGGUCCUUGGGUUCCAAGUGGAGGCAGCAACGGCGGCCAAGCACCUCCGCAGAUGAGCCCGCAUAACAUGUAUAACGGUGAUGCAGCCAACAGCGGUGCUCCAGUAGGUGGUGGAACCGCUUCCAUGUGGCAUCAACAGCAGCCGAUCAUGAUGAACAACAUGAUGAUGUCCGGAGGGGCACCCCCAGGAGGGAAAAUGAUGGGCAUGAUGCACCAGCAGCCUGGAAUGAUGCCUCCCAACAUGGGUGGAUAUUGGCCGGGCGGAAUGUCGCCAGGUUAUGACGCUUCUGCUUGGAAUCCCUACUACAACAACAAUGUGGGCAACCAACAGCAACAACAUACAGGAACGGGUCCUGGCGUUGCAAGACCCUACACGAAUCCGUCGUAUCAACAACUAAGUCAACGGAGAGCAGAAAUGAACAUGAUGAUGAGCAACAAAACCUUCACGAAGGGUGAGACACAGCAGGUAGUGACAGCUUCCAGCACAACGGGUAAUACCGCUGCAGCUGUUUCAUCAUCUACGACAACUACAUCUACAGCACCUAACAAGAUAGUUGCUGGGAGCAAUAGCAGCACCGCUGCGGGAGCAGGAGGUGGAACUGCUACGAAAAGUUCCACAGCUUCCAAGCUAGUAGGGCCACCCAAGAACUCCAACUCGUGCGCGACAACUGCCAAUGCCGGGUCCGCAAACAGCGCGAAGGUAUCAGCAAACUCGGCACUUGGCUCUGACUCGCCUGCUAUAACAUCAACCUCCGUUCUCGCGGCCAAAGGUAAAGCAGUUGCCCCGCCUCCAACAACAGUUUCCAGUAGUGGUGCUGCUGAGCAAGCUACUGCGGCACAAAAGUCUGCAUCCGGUGCCACAACUGCCGGGGGAGGCCUUUCCGUGUUGAGUAAUGCCACACUGAACAAGAAGGGCUACAGCUUUGCAAGUAAGGUCGUACCUGCUUCAGAAGGAGCUCAACAGGGAGAAGGCGUUAAUAAAAAGAGUACAAUAAAAUCAAAAACAGGUACAACAACUUCUUCUUCUAGUGCGGAUCAUAAGACAAGUCCGAUGAUGAAACAAGAUGAAGGCAGUGCAAGUACUAUGGCUCCUUUGACUAAGUCGAUUUCGACCACUUGCGAAGGAAAAACUUCUAGCACAGCUGCUACGUCCUCGUCCACCUCUGUAAAGGACAGGCCAGCGCGACCGCCACCGCCGAAAUUUGGCUUUUCCGAGAAACAGCCAAAUCCCUUCACGACGAGGACAACGAUAAACGCCAGGUCUGCGUCACGCUCACGCAAGCGGGAAGCGUCUUCUGGAAAAGAAGAUAGCCGGGAUGGCAAACGUAGAAGAAACAACACCUACAGUAGACUAACAAGAAGAAUAAGAAGGAGAAGUCGUUCCCGUUCUUCUUCGUGGUCUUCUCGUUCUAGAAGUAGGAGAAGGAGGAGUUCAUCUUCUAGAUCUAGAAGAACUGCAAGGGAUAAUCGGGCCGAGGGUUCAUCGCGCUUUAUUGAGCAGGGGGAAAGCGCCUCAUCUCGCUUUCCAGUUAGUGCUGUGAACGUCGACCGAAGACCACCAAAAAGAAUCGCACAAGAUCGACGAAGAGCAUCUUCGAGUCGUGGUCGAAGAGGCAAGGAGGACGAUAAGCGAUCCUCGAAAAAGCCUGCAGAAUCUUCCACUUCGAAGAAAUCCAACGAGGACCAACGAUUACCGGAAUCUUCACCACUAGCUGGCGCUGCUGCCAACAAUCUUCAGAAGGCCCUUCCUGAUCUGGAUAUCCUUCGACGGAUGUGGACCAACAAAGAAGGCACAUCAUCAACAUCAGCUUUCUCGUCAGUCCUUGCUAAAAUUCCGGACGGUCUUCGAGAGUACGUCGCGCAGCAACUCGGAGGACUGCAAAGAAUAGUCAAAGAGUGGCAAAUGCAUCAAGAAGGAACAGACUUCAGAAGUGCACAUCAACAUGGCCCUCCUUGGCACCAUGGAGGUUAUCAUGAAGAUCAGUGGGAUUGGGACGAGUCUUCAUGGGGAUGGGACCCAGCAUGGGAGGACUGGAGGAGCGGGGGUCCUCCGGGGCAACGGUGGGGAGCGCACCCAAAAUGGCAUUCUCAAUCAUCUUCCUCUACAACACCAUGGCACGGCGAUGCCCAUCUUGGUGGCGAUCCGGCUUCCUCAUCCUCUUCAACAUCCGCUCCACGCCCUGCCCCGCAGCCCCAGCCAGCAGCGAAAGGAUCGGCGUGGGCCGCCUUGCCUGAGACAGAGAAGAAGGAGAGAAUCAAGAAGGUGUUGAGCGUGUUGACCGCGAUGAAUCCGCAUCAGGCAAUGACGAUCUGGCAAAAAUUAAGGGCAGACGGAAAACUUCCUGGCGACCCCACGAAUGCUGGGACGACGGAAAACAAUAACAAUGCUCUUCCCUCAACCUCUUCGUUAUCUUCAUCCACUAGUCGUGGCCGUCAGCCCGUCGUCUCCAGAAGCGUCCUCCAGCCGCCACAAGGAACGACACGGCGAGAGUCGACUGGCAGUGUCAGCGGGGGAAGCAAGAGCGAUCAAAAGAACUCGCGGGACUCUCCUGCAUCUGGUAAAGAGGUGCUGGCGCAACCAAGCAAGAACACGGCUCCUGUAGGGAGCGUGACGCAGACCACGACGCGACCUCUGCAUGAGAGGCUGUCUGAGCACCUUCAAAAUCAGUAUCCCGCACCCCUUACCACUGGAUCGCCAGGUGCUCUCAUUAUGCCACCAAAGAGCUCUCUUUCAACAGGUGGCCUCAUUGCGCCACCUAGAAGCGCUUUUCAUACGAGUGCCGGUGGUACGACACGUUGUAUUACUAGUGACAUAAACGUAAAGGUAAAGGCAACAAGUACGGCGAGAACUAUUCCUAUUUCGCCGUAUCAAGCAUUUUCUGGCGAACCGGCAGCGGGACCUGCAACUGCCGCGGCACAUCCUGUGGAACCCGGCUCGACUGCAGUUGAUGAAAAACCUCUCUUUGAAGGCGGGCCACUUUCUGCGACAAUUCUACCGGGUCCCGGUACAGUUACAGCACCUUCUACAACUAAUACAUUAGCCCGCAAUGUGCUGACUGCGACCGAAGGUGGCCUUCUCGACUACAACGCUCUGACUCGAGCGUUCCAGAGUACGAGAGCAGUUGCGAAGCAGGAUACAGAAGAUAGACAUAGAACAAGUACAACUCCUGCUAACAGUUCUGCUCUUGCUGCUUCUUCAUCUGCUGCUCCUGCAGGAGCAGCUGGAAAUCCACCAAAGGCAUCUGCUUCGACUUCUUCCAACGCAUUGGAGAAAAAGAAAAAGUAUGGUCCGUGUAACAAGAAGCAAAAGAAGGCACUGAAGAUGAAUGAGGGUGGAGAUGGAGCCGUCCUCCAAGCAGGCCAUCAACACUCAGUAGCAAACAAGACAUCUUCUUCAGCCUCAGGCAUUUUUGCGACCGUCAAGAGUAAUAAAGCCACCCGCAACGCCAGUCGAAGAGCCCGAUAUCGCAUCCGAAAAAGGGAAAUCAAGCAGAGGAAGAUGGGGGAUGCGGUUGCAAAGAGGGAGAAGAAGCUGAGCAAGAAGAAAAACGGACCGAAACAGCCUCUAGCACAGCACGAAAUGAUGAAUCCGUUCAUAGAUAGUGGCACGGCUGAUGGCGAUGCUGAUCAGCAGGAGGAUGGCGACCACAAUAGAGACGGAUCUUCGGAUGAAGAAGAAGAUGAUGAUUCUAGUGGGAGUGCGAGCAGUGAUGAUGACAAAGGAGCAGAAGACAAUGAAGACAACAGCUCAUCCUCCUCUAGUGACGAAGAGGAACAAGAGGGUGGCAGUAGUGGUUGUGCCGAGGGAGCUGAGCCUGCUGAAGAAGACGAAGCCCCCCUCGAUGAUGAUAGCAGUUCCUCUGCUAAUGAAGCAGAACAAGAACAAGAGGCCCCAUUACAGGACGAAGCAGAUGUUGCAGGAGGGGCAGCGGGAGACGAGGUCCUAGAAGCCGAGGGUAAUAAGAAUAUUGACGAUGGUUUCAACCCGUUCCAAGAUUUUACCACUUUGGCAGGCAUGUUCCCAGCACAAGAAGAUGAUGAAGGGUCAGAACUACAUCUCGAUGGUGCGCCUCAACUUUUACCAGCAGAAGCAGUAGAGAAUAACAAAGAAGAACAACUACUUCGUAGCGAUCCCGGUCAACUACAGGAGCAAGAACAAAAAGAGAAAUUAUUCGGUCUUUUCGACGAUCGACCAUUGCUAAAUGAAAGUGGUGAGGAUGGUGAUCUGCGACUUGAUGACGACGAAGAUUCUCUCGGCCCUGACACCGCCGCAGGAAUGGCGGCUCUUCUUGGUGGGGAUGUUGGACGCAAAACAACAAAGAAAACUACGCAAAGAGUAGAUUAUGGUGCUCUUCAUCAGAACAAACAUCCUCCUAGCGCAACAUCAACAUCAUCUUCAUCAAGCAGUAGCCAACCCCAGCUGGCCGUUUCUGGUCCUGGUGUUCCAGUCCCCCCGGGCUCCUGUCCUCCCGCCGUUGGAGCUGCGCUACUUGCAUGGGGUGGCGUUCCUGCUACAUGCUCGUCGUCAUCAUCGGCAUCUCAUCCUGUAUUCCAAGCGACAUGGCAUGCUCCUCUGCAAGGUCACGCGCCGUCCUCCACUUCGUCUUCACCGGUAGUUGGUGUCGUUCCGCAACCUCGGCAUGGCGGGCCUGCUCCAGUCGGAAUGGUCCCUCAAGUAGGAGCGGUGCCGGUCCCAGUCGGUGCUCCGCCUGGAGUCGUCCCUCCAGGAGUUCGAGUUCCUCGAGCGCCGCUCAUGGUUCCUGUGCCUGCAAAAGGUGGAAUGAUGUUCCCGCAGCCGCAACCUCCGCGACCAGUAGUGGUCAUGCCGUUACCGGGUACUGUUGGGCCGACGUAUGUUACAAAUUUCCCUCCUGCUCCCAAACUCCCUUCUCCUCCCGCACCGACGCCGUUGCCGCCCGCUUUAAACACGAGGCUGCAGCGGUUGCUGGCGCAUUCACCUUACGUGCAGGACACCUUCAAGACCGGGCCAAACUACCGACAUGACACAAUGACGAAGCCCGAAAAAAAGUGGCUGCGCGAGAGAACUGAUGUUAUGGCCAGCUUUUACCCACCCUUCUCAGCAUCUAGGUAUCCCUCUGCCUUGUAUUCAUAAACAAUACAAGGGAAGAUAGGUGGUCGAGAUGAGGGGACCGAGAUGAAUACGCGCUGCCUCUAAAUCUGACCAGCAAAUCCUCAGACGAAGACCGAACCUGAGGUAUUUGGCGAACAACAAAUACCGUGAGACGUCAGAAUACGGUAUGUGGGUCGAGUCGCGCGAGAGGCAUCUCACCGAUGGCCAAAUCCUCGAUGUGCUCAACGAGUUCUGGGAAGUCAAGGAACACAAGGCGAUGGCUUCAACAGAGUUGGGCGCAGCCCUGUGUGUCUUUUUGUGCAAGCAUCCAGUAACGAAGGACUUCUUGAAAACAGCCGCCAUCUUGUGGGAAAAAGAGCGCACCAAAGUAGGGAUGACGGCCCGAAGGGAUGGCCGCGGUAACCACCUCUACCAGACUAUGUGUACUGGCAAAAAUGCCCUACCACACCACAAACAGCCACUUCCGGUGUGGGAUGCGUUGCAGGACUUUUCCUUGGAUUUGAACAAGUGGGUAGCAAGCCGGAAUAUUAAUGUAGUUGUACCAAACGUAUAUGGACUCUCCAAAGACAUCCAGUGGCUGCACGAAUUCCCGAAAAAUAAGAAGGCCCCGCUAAGACUGGCCGGCCAUGGGACUUCAAAUUAGGGCGAGAACGUAGUCUCUAUCUCUUUAUAUAAAUAUGUACCAGGGAGGGAGGCCCCUCCCUCCCCCCUGUGGAUGGAGGUGGGGUGGCGUCGGCGCGCCCUUUAUUCCGCGGUGGUGUGGGGAUUCCCGGUGGCGAAGGCCUCAAAAAGCGGAGCCGGAGCCCCCUCACGGGUCUCCGCGUGUACCUCACAGGCGUCCCGACGCUUGGAGCCUAUCAGGGGGACGGCCUCCAGGGGUAGAAGGCGGCCGCGGUCGCGAGGCCUGGCCCCUUUUGCUGGGUUGCCCUCAUCCCCCCAAUUUGCGGCAGCGUCAGCCGCCACCAAAUGCCAGGGGGGUUGCGGACCAAAGGCGAGGCGGAGUGGGGGCAACGCGUGCCCGCGUGGGUUCUGUCGGACACAUGCAGCACGGCGAAGGGGGUCAAGCCUUGCCACCUGCUGCCCUCGAAGGCCUCCCAUUCCCCGGGAAGUUCCCCCAUUGAGGAGCCCGCACACCGGGGGGAGGUCGGUCGGGGACAUGCAACACGGCAAGGGGGUCAAGCCUUGUCAUCUCUGCUGCCUUCGGAGGCCUUUCACUCCCGGCCGUCGGUGCUUGAACGGCCUCAAGGGUUUGGGCUCUGUAGGGUACAGGCAAGAAGCCGCGAGGGCGUGAAGGUGGGCGUUUGGAGGCUUUCCCGCCUGGCAGUCUAUCGGGGAAAAGGGUCCGGGGCUGGAGGCCCCCCCGCCGCCUCCUUAGCUCGGGGCGCGCAUUCAGCCUUGAGCCCUGGAACAGAUGUAAUACCCUCGUCUUUACUUGUUGCAUUUGAAUGACUAUGACUCUCUUCAUCCUUGUUCUUCAGUGAUCAAAUCUCGAAUUUUGGAGAUGUGUAUCUGUGUACGUGAUUGUGAUUCUGGUUACUAAUCAUGAAUGAUCCUCACGCAGUGCCUCUGCCUUCUCAAAUACUAGAUGUUACUCGAUCCUCAGUUCAGACUCAAAAUGAAUCAUCAAGCUUGAUAGAACGCGCUAAGUAGAGAAACAAAAGGGAGGAAAGAAGAACAAGGAAAACAAAGCGGGAAAAAGGGGCGGAAAAGGCGGAAAGAAAAACAAGAAGAACAAAGCUGUGGCGAAGCCAGGAGCUGGAACGAGUUCGAAUUCUUUGCCGCUCGGUGGAUAGCGGCCUGCCCACUUGGAUAGCGAUUUCACCAUUUUUUGAUUAGACGACAACGAGACGACUCCGCAUGCUUGUGCGCUGCCCGUAUCCAAUCAUGUAGUGAGUCUCUAGUACAGAAUGAAUUACAAGGGAGCUCCUUGAGGUCGAAUCUGCGUUUUUUUUUCGGUGUGAAGCAAGCUAAGUACUUAAUUCUUGUUGCGCAGAUGUGUCUUCACUCUUUCUAUUGAUUCAAACAAGAGAGGAAGUCCUAGUCGACGGAAAAUCCUCUGCGUAUUUGGUUAUGACGAGGUCAAACUCGAAAAACGCGAUUGUCUCUACAUUGACCGAUUAAUGUUCGCUUGCAGUUGCAGGAAAGAACCUGUUCAAGAAUGUGAUGCGUUACUUAUUCGAGAAAAUGAAGAUGAUCAUAUAUAAAUAUAAGUUUUAGCAUACAGGAACGAAUACUGCCGAAUAAGAUCAUCUUGAAGGAAAGAUCCAUAGGUGCUUCUGCGACCGCUGUGC
Messenger RNA from Amoebophrya sp. A25, 7832 nucleotides. NCBI's taxonomy places the organism in Eukaryota, Dinophyceae, Syndiniales, Amoebophryaceae. The record is from the annotation of a GenBank genome assembly.